Messenger RNA from Atta colombica, 3909 nucleotides. RefSeq names its product zinc finger protein 36, C3H1 type-like 3. Gene Ontology annotation, molecular function: metal ion binding. NCBI's taxonomy places the organism in Eukaryota, Metazoa, Arthropoda, Insecta, Hymenoptera, Formicidae. The coding region runs from base 1291 to 3714 and encodes 807 amino acids. The transcript has 8 exons. The record is from RefSeq and is a predicted model, not a curated record.
UACUACUACUACUACUACUACUACUACUACUACUACUAUUAUUACUACUACUACUAUUACUACUACGCCGAGGCUACAGCUUCUCAAGUACGGUGCGCUGCAAGAUUAAGGGAAGACAGAGGAAAUAUAGUGAAUAAGGAGUCGAUAGAUGAGAUUGACGACCUACGACGACGCCUUAUCACGAAGCCAAGAGUAGUGCCAUCCCGCCUAAAAUCGACUGGUGCUGUCGAUAUAUAGCUUCACAUUUUUCGCUUCUUCUCUUUUCCCAGUGAGAUAUCUCUCCAUCCUGUCCUCUCUCGCCUGCGUACAUUUAGCUUUUACGCCUUCCCGGAGAUUAUCGUGUGAGAAACGCGUGCAGCAUCAAAAAAUUUGGCCUACGAGAUAAAAGAAUUUCGCAGAAACGCGAAUCAUCGACAACAACGCCUAAGCCGGCUGCUGCCGUGCUCCUUCGAUUAAUUUUCGCCACGGAAUCCGAUAUCAGGCGAGAGAAAAAGAACGGCGAUAAGCCACGCUUGAAACAGCCGACGUUGCUGAUAAACGCGAGUCUUCGUCAGACGAUUCGACAUAUCGCGCGACGACAACGACGACGAGAGCUAAGCGCGAUUUCGAGGUGAGGAAGAACGAAAUUACGAGACACGGUGAUUACCCACGCAGAAGAUCUACGCGCAGGAAGACAGACGCGGAUCAUCGUGUACAUGGGACAUUAAGAUCAUCACAUCGCGCUUAAACGAGAGAUCUUCUGCCGUAAGGUAUACAGUCACAAGUAGUUACAUGACUCUGAGGCACACGCGGGAUUUCGCAUAAAGUGUGUUUGUGUGUAAAUGGUAGAGGAAGGUGAGAGGGAGAGAGGGAGAGAAAGGGAGAGAGGGAGAGAAAGGGAGAGAGGAAGGGGUGAACGUGUGCACGUGAGCGAGUGGUGAGAGAAGUUGACGAGACGAGGCGAAAGUGGUGGAACGAAAGGGUUCAGUACCGGACUUGGCGAAAUCCCGUGAACAAGUGCCGACGAGUUCGUGUCGCGAGGUGGUCGUACUCCAUAAACCGAAACGUCUAUAUAUUGACAAGAUUAGUCGACGCGUGUGUACGCGACCGGAGAAAAGGAGCCGAUCAUCACGAGCAAGAGUUUAGAACGGCAGAGAGAGAGUGAGAGAGAAAGAGGGAGGAAGGGAGAGAGAGAGAGAGAGAGAGAGAGAGAGAGAGAGAGAGAGAGAGAGAGAGAGAGCGCGGGUUACUACUCUCUCACGGUAGAGGCCAACGGACGGCGGGGACUCUCGAUCUUCCAGGAGUGGAAGAAUGGCAAUGGUCAGCAUGAAUAACCUACUGAACGGCAAGGACUCGCGGUGGCUGCAACUGGAGGUUUGCAGAGAGUUCCAGCGCAACAAGUGCACCAGGCCCGACACGGAGUGCAAGUUCGCCCAUCCGCCAGCUAACGUCGAGGUGCAGAACGGACGGGUGACCGCCUGCUACGACAGUAUCAAGGGUCGGUGUAAUCGAGAGAAGCCACCUUGCAAGUAUUUCCAUCCCCCACAGCAUCUGAAGGACCAACUCUUGAUAAACGGGCGCAAUCAUUUAGCGCUGAAAAACGCGCUGAUGCAGCAGAUUCAGCAGGGCCUUACGCCGGGUCAGACUCUCGUACCCGGGCAGGUACCCGCAGUGGAGGCACCAGCACCUCCGGCACCACACCAUCACCUUCAACAGCAAAUCCAGCAGCAACUUCUCGCUACCCACGCCUUUAUGGCGACGAAUCCGUACCUGACCGGUAUGCCGCAGGUUAGCAAUACGUACAGCCCGUACUUCGCGCCCAGUCCGAUAAUGCCGGCGAUAAUGGGCCCGGCUGACCCAACGGGCGUCGGCAGUCCGCUCGGCGUGGUACCGCAGACAGUGGCGAUGCCGCAGAAGAUGCCACGUACCGACCGCCUCGAGGUAUGUCGCGAGUUUCAACGCGGGGCGUGCAAACGCGGCGAGACGGAGUGCCGGUUUGCGCACCCCCUCGAGACGGUGCAGGCGAACGAGGACGGCUCUGUGACGGUCUGCAUGGACGCUGUCAAGGGCCGAUGCAAUCGGGACCCCUGCCGCUAUUUCCACCCCCCUCUGCACCUUCAAGCCCACAUUAAGGCCGCACAAUCUCGGGCUAGCAUUGCGACGGCGACGAUGCCGACGAACGUGACGGGAAUGAGUACGUUGGCUGGCGGAGUAUCAGGAGUGCCGGCAGCUGCGAUGCCCGGAGGACUUCAGAGCGCCGGUAUGGCGAGCAUCGAGCUCGGCAAGAAGCGGAUGCGCGACUCCAAUGAUGAUCUGCUAAUGGUACCACGGCUUAUGCAUGGAAUGGACAUGAAGUCUGUCGGGUCGUUCUACUACGAGAACUUUGCCUUCCCAGGGAUGGUUCCUUAUAAACGACCGGCGGCCGACAAGUCCGGCGUGCCGGUCUAUCAGCCUACCGGUGCGACGACCUAUCAACAGUUAAUGCAGCUGCAGCAGCCCUUCGUGCCUGUGUCAUGUGAGUACACUGGAACACCACCCCUACCCACUCAAACCUCUAACCAAUCGGUCGUGCAACCCCCGAACGUGCAAAGCAACCACCACGCGAUAGUGGUGCAAUCCUCCUCCUCCCAGGGAGCCGCUGGCGCAACAGUCAAUAACUGCGCUGACGCCAACAAUGGCGUGCUGAUGGAUCCCAACAAUCCGCCGCCGCCACCUCCGACCGCUGACAAUAACAGUAACAAUAGUAACGGCAAUAACAAGCAACCGAUUACUACGCAGAAUCAUGAUGAAAAUUCGCGUAACUCCCCCGAAUUGAAUCAUUCGAGCCCAUCAUCUCUGCAGCAGCAACAACAGCAACAGCAGGUACCGCAACAACACCAACAGCAACAACAAAUCAACCAGUUGGCGCUAUCACCAGCAAUGAGUCCAUUGACUUCUAUGGCCAGCCUGACCUCAAUGCCUGGCAUGGUGAACAUGGCCUCGAUGGCUUCUAUGGCUUCCAUGGCAAAUAUGUCAUCGAUAACGAAUAUCACUUCUAUGGGCAAUUAUAACGCUGCUUCCAAUAUGGCGAGCCUAAAUAUGCUCAACAGUCUUGGAAUGGCCUCUGGAUUACCAGCUCCUCUCGAUCCAGCGACUCUCGCCAAAGAGGUCGCCCAGAAAAACUAUGCUAAAGCCCUUAAGCUCUCGCAGGUCUCGCAGUACGGCAUUGGUCAACUCGCACUUAAUUACACUGGCGUCGCUCUGAAUAAACAAAAUCUCAUGAAUCCCGCCGCGGCGGCCGCCGGGAAUCCCGCAGUGGCAGCAGCCAAUCUGCAAGCCACCGCGGCGACUCCCAGACCUGUCAUCCCGAGUCUGGCCGGUAUCCCGGGUGCCUUGACCUCACCGCUGUCCGCGGGUAUCUUGGCGUACACCAGACCGCCACCCACAGCAACCCCCAUAAAUCCAUAUUCUCUGAUCAGGCAGCAGAUCUUGCCGAAUCCAUAUGUCCAGGCAUCGAUACCCGGCGCUGCGACCGUACAAACCAAUCCCUAUGUCCAGAAUCCAUACGCUGUUCUACCUGCAGUAGCCAGUGUACCCGGAGUAGCGGCAGGCGUCGCGGCCGCGGCUGCGGCCGCAGGUGUACCGCAGAUACCGCAGAUAGGCAACCCGGCGACAAUAGCGGCGCAGCCGCAGGUAGCGAUCCCCGUCAGCUCUGGGGUGAUUAUGCAACCAUACAAGAAGAUGAAGACAUCGUAAAGACAUCUUAUUUACCGGCUCGGGAAGACUCGUCUCUUCUCACGAAAGUGCCGUUCCUUCCUUCGGGCACCUUCUCUCCCUCGCGAUGAACGAACGAACGAUUCCGCAAAAGUCGCUGCGAAUAAUGAUUGUUGCUACCGAUCGAGAUAGUGAUAUUUUAGAUAAUUCUAGAGUACCUUUACGAUUAGUAUUCAA